Messenger RNA from Plasmodium falciparum 3D7, 2424 nucleotides. RefSeq names its product tetratricopeptide repeat protein. Lineage: Eukaryota; Apicomplexa; Aconoidasida; Haemosporida; Plasmodiidae. The record is from RefSeq and is a predicted model, not a curated record.
AUGAAAAAUUUUAUGUGGCAUUUUGUUAUACUUGUUUUUAUUUUUAUAAAUAAGAAAAUAAAAUGUUACAAUAUAAUCUUGAAUAAUACUAAAUUUCUAACAAGCCAAACUAAAGAAAUAGAUGAGCCCAUCUUUUCAAAGCUUGAAAAAUUGAAACAAGAUGAAAAAAAAAACAAAAAAUAUAAACAGGAGGAAAGUUUAAAAGAAGUAAAUACAAAUGCAUUAGAGCUGGUUAAGGAUUUCUUUUUUAAAAAUAAAAUUGAACAAGAAGAAGAAGAAGAAGAAAAGAAAAAAAAUAAGUUAUAUUUAAAAAAUGAUGUAAGGGCAAAUGAUUUAGAUAGUUUCUCAUAUAUUCAUAAUAAUAAUGAAGACGAUUCAUCGAAUGAUAAUAUAAAUGGUAAUAAGUAUUAUAAUAAUAGAAAACAAAAUGAUAAUGAUAAUAAUAAAGGAGAUUAUAAUAAUAAAGGAGAUUAUAAUAAUAAAAGAAAUUAUAGUAAAGACAAUGAUAAGGAUGAAUAUAAUAAAUAUUACACAGAUUAUGAUAAUAAUGAUUACAAUAAUGAAGAAAAUUAUAAUGAUUAUAAUAUUGAAGAAUAUAAUAAUGAAAUAAAGAAAGAAAAAGAAAAAGAAAAAGAGAGCGAUAGAAAGCAAAUGUUCAAACUUGCCAUAGAAUUAAAAAAUGGCUCAAAAAAAAAAAAAAAAAAUAUUAAUAAAUGUAUAGAAAUUUUUCAAAAAUUAAUAACAGAUAAAAAUGAUAAAAUAACACGUUCAUCUUAUUAUGAAUUAGGGAAAAUAUAUUUUUUUGGAUAUAAAAAUUAUUUCUUUUCAUAUAAAAGAAAUGUAAACUUAAGUUUGCAUUAUCUACAAAAAGCUGCAAUGAUGAAAAAUCCGGCAGCCUUACACUUUUUAAGUUUUAUUUAUUUUUAUGAUUUUCAUAAAAUCGAAGAAAAUAAGAAACGUAACGAAAAAAAAUAUAUUCAAAAUGUACAAAAUGUAAAUAACAUAAAUAACAUAAAUUAUGUACAGAAUUUACAACAAAAUGAAAAUUUUAUUAAAAAAUCCAUUGAAUUUGAAAUGAUCGCAGCUUCGCUAAAUUACAUCCCAUCCAUUUUAACACUCGCAUAUAAAUUCUUGUAUGGUAUUAAUAUGAAACAAAAUUGUUACAAAGCUAAGAAAUUAUAUAAAAAUGUUGCUGAGAAUGUUAUGAACUCUGAUUAUAUUAAUAUCCCUCUUUCGGAACUAGAUUUAUUAAACGGAGAAAAUUUAAAUAUGCAUAAUGAAAUUAAUAACAUGAAAAAUAAUGAAGAAGAAAUUCUCGAAUUCUUAAAUGAACAAAUUAAAGGAGGUGAUGUAAUGGCCAUGUAUGACCUUGGGAAAAAAUAUAAAGAAGAAAAAAACUUUAAACAAGCUUUCAAAUAUAUUAACGAAGCUUCAAAAAAAAAUAAUUUACUAGCCCUAAAGGAGUUGGGAAUUAUUUAUUUGUAUGGAUAUGGAGUUCAGAAGGACAUAAACAAAAGUAUAGAAAACUUUUCAAAGGCUGCUGAAGCUGGUGACGUGGAAUCCAAAUGCUAUUUAGGGUACAUUUAUUAUUUCAUCGAUGGGUAUAAAAAUUUAGAGUUGUCAUUAAAAUACUUGAUUGAAGCAGCUAGCCACGAUUAUGGAGAAGCUUUUUUUUUCUUGGCAGAAAUUAUUUUGGACAUAUCGAUGAGAAAGCAAUACAUAUCUGAUUAUGUGUAUGAAGUGGUAUUUAAAUUAUAUGAGCAUUCCGCCGAUUUGGGUUAUGUUCAGGCAUAUUUCAGAGAAGCCCAAUUGUAUGAAAUUGGGAAGGGUGUAAAGCAGUCUUGUUUGAAUGCAACAUUAUCUUAUAAAUUUAUAGCUGAAAGUACCUUAUGGAUAAAUAACAUAAGACAAGGUAUGGAUUAUUAUCUUGAAAAGGAUUACUUGAAAGCGUUUUAUACAUAUGCAUUGGCAUCAUAUGAGGGAUAUGAAAUUGCUCAGAAUAAUUUAGUAUAUAUUUACAGGACAAACAAAUUGAAUAACGUCAUACAUCCAAGGAAAAUUAUGUUGGUAUUAAAUUUAUUAUAUAAGCAAGGAAAUUAUAAGGCUUUAUAUGAAAUGGGGGAAAUAUAUAAAGAACAAAAUAAAGAGGAAUUAUCUGUAUCAUAUUAUAAGUUAGGCUUAAAAAAAGGUGAUUUGAGAAACUUAUUACCUUUAUCAAUGUAUUAUGAAAAGCAUAAGGACCAUGAUAGGGCCUUGAAAUAUAUGAACUACUUCAUAAAACAAAGAAAUAGAGAGAAAGAAAUCAGCAACACAAAACUGGAGAAAAUAAAAAAUGUUCUUGAAAGCACGUUGUUAUAUUUUCGUAAAUAUAAAUUAUUUUUUAAAAACAUGUAUAAUUUUAAACAAAAAAAUAAAGUGCAAUGA